Molecule: messenger RNA, 1034 nt
Organism: Mugil cephalus (flathead mullet)
Lineage: Eukaryota; Metazoa; Chordata; Actinopteri; Mugiliformes; Mugilidae
Exons: 6
Coding region: 31-702 (223 amino acids)
Source: RefSeq, a predicted model, not a curated record
GCUUCUCCUGCAGUUUAGUAAUUUUUCUUCAUGAGAAUCUACUUCAGAAUGAAAAUCCACAAUCUUCUCUUCAUCUGCCUCUUCUCAGCACUCUGUGAUGGAAAAGUUGGGCUUGUCAACGCAAAAAAUCUCACCCGCGCCGAAGGAGGAAGUGUCACAGCUGUAUGCCAAUUUUCUUUCUCUGGUAGAAAAAAGUUCCUCUGCAGGGAGGAAUGCAAAGAUGGAGACGUUCUCAUUGAAACUCAUGACAAUGCAGUUCAGAGAGGCAGAUACAGCAUCACUUAUGAGGAGGGAACUUUUCCAGUGUCUUCUACGUUUCUGUAUGUGAGCAUCGCGCAGCUGAAAAAGUCUGACUCUGGACGCUACUUGUGCGGUUUGGAAAGGCCGUUACUACCUGACUCAUAUGAGGGGUUUGAGCUCCAAGUCACAGAUGCUCCAAAGAGUGAGAAAGCGAGGCAUCCUGAUCGGCAACAGAGCGAGGAAAAUGCAGUUGCAAUUUAUAGUUCGAAAGGUUACGUCCCACCUCUGGCCGUGUGCAUCACCGUGCUCUUUGCAGCUGCCUCGUUGCUCCUCUACAAAUUGAAGACAAGAGUGAACUCUGAUUGUUUGACCAGCUGGAGGCAGUCGGACAACGAAAACAACAACAAGAGCACGGACGUGAACCUGACGCUGACUUCAUUGACUGAAUUCUUGAGAUCAUGAUUGAUGAUAUGUCCAAGAUAAUUCCAUCCUUUGUUAGUGAACUGCAGAGACAUCAUCUGACUGAGUGAUGACACCCACAGCAGCCAGGAUACAAUACACUGUGACUUCUGACCUUUUAUUUUAUUUUUCCCACCAUCAUUACAAUUGACACCUUUUUUUUUUAUUAGAUUUCUUAAACAAGGAGAAAACAGCACAACAAUAGUUUUAGAAAAUGUACUUAUGUCACUAUCACUUAACUUCAAACAUAAGCAGCAUAUUUGUUAAAUAAUGCCACUUCCUCUUCCUAAGUGUAGGAAAGUUUAUUUUAAACAUAUUUCCCUGGCUUAUGACUA